GAGAGGCAGCGCUUUUGGGCGACUGUCCCAUUUGUAUCGGGGAGGACAAGAAAGACUAGCACAAAGCCCAUCACAAUCGAAGAGCAGCAGCAAGACGGCACCAGGUGCUUCUGCUCACGGUUUAGAUAAUUGCGGAAUUUUGUAGUUUAGUUACGUGCAAAGUGUAAAAAAUUGCAGUUAAACGGUGCUAAAAUGCAACAUGUUCAAAUGUAAUACUAGAUCGCGAGUGAAAAAGUACUGCAUCACAGUAGAAGAACCGUUCGUAGUUAGUGAAAAAGUUUUCUCUCCCUUGUCGAAUGAUCUUUUUUUGUUCUGCUCUGAAGAGGAAAAAAGAGCCCAUCGCCGCCGUCGCCGUCGUCGUCGGCUAGCAGCCGCAGUAGUAGAAGUAGCAGCAGAAGCAGAAAGCAAAGGCAGCAGCAGAAGCAGAACCUCUGCUUUGCUGAUGAAAAUGUAGCCCAUUUUUGGCUGAAAAAGGGCCGAAAAGCGUGAAAAAGUGUAAAAAUAGUGAAACCAAUUGUGUGCAUUGUGAAAUAUGUGCAACAUCAGUGCAGUGACCGUGCACCAGCAAGUGAACAAUUUUCUGAUUCCUCGCAGGCAGGAAUUCGAGGUGGAAAAAUCAAUACUAAUAUAAAAAUUAACAAUGGCGGCUGUUUAGUUCGGGGAGGAGCUUUAAAUCGAUUCCUCAUAGAAUAAAACCUACACAACAUGGUGAUAUGAGUAACUUACACAAAUAAUUUAAUUGAUAUUAAUAGCGAAAAAAAAUAUUAGCAGCUGAGAGAAUAGCUACUAGCAAUUGAAAAAUUAAGAAGACAAAAAUAGUAGCAAAUCGACAAACAACACAAUACAAGGAAAACACGAGGAGCUUUCGAUUUUCUCAUUUCUAAAAUGCACAGCAUGUUUGAGCAAACUAGCGAAAUUCAGCGUAAAGUCGAAAGGGUUAAACUAUUAAACAUUUCGCUCAAGCCGUUCAUUUUCUCUCGUGAUUAUUUUAACAUUCCUGCAUCAUCAUUUCUAUCAUCGACGCCGUUAUUGUCGCCUCGGUCGUGGUCGUCAUCGUCAUCGCAGUCGCAGCAGCGGCAAAACACAAAAGGACAUCGUGCCGCUGUUAGUGCGCCACACAACACCAGCAGCAACCGAGCGAUACCGUAUAAGUUGAUUGUUCAAACUUUUUUGGCCUUGUUCUUGGUAACAAAAUGCUGUGACGCAGCUAAGCAAGAUGCUUUACAAAGCGGCUCGGGGUGCGCUUUUCCAAAACGAUGGGAGGGACGAUGGUUUCAAUCCGGGGUACAACAGGAAAUUACUAUAGAAGGAUCAACUUUAAGUACUAGAGGAAGAUGUAUCGCUAGUGAGGGAGACAAAUUUUUAUUAGUGAACGAAAAAGGAUGUCAUCGAUGCGUUGUAAUAUACCAGAAGCAUAUAAACAUACUACAGUAUAAAGAAAGUGAGUGUGAAGAUAUGUAUACAGGCCAGUUGAAUCCGGCUGCAAUGCCUAUUCAUAGUGUUUUAAAAAGUGAUCAUAGUCGGGGGGCUCAUCCCAACAUGAACGGGCAUUCACGAUUAUCGUCAUCGGACCCGUAUACACGGUCCAAUGAAGAUAGCGACAAUUGUAUGGGAUGCAAGGGACGCGAAACGUUGCACUACCUUUGUGAGCAGAUCCCCGGCGAUGCGCUACUCUACAGUAUGUUCAAGAUCAACCCGGAACCCAUCAAAUGCCCGCUGGCCGGCUCGUUCACGUUCACAUACAACCGAGGUCACGGCGAGUGCAAGAAUCCGGUAUCCAAAAUGGAUAUGUGUACUGAGGACAGCAGGCUACUGCUAAACUUCCAGGCCUGUCCCGAUGUGCCGGGAACGGAAAGUACAGUGGAAGAACUGACCUGUCUCGCGUGGUGGAAAGACGGGAAUUCCCGGUAUCUAGUUGGUUUAGUUUCACACUAUCAUGCCACAUCGAACGAAGAUCGAUUCCGUUGCUUUGUGUACGAAAAGAUCAGCGGUUCAGGAGCAGCCAAUGCAGAUGCCGAGUACAAAUUGGCCCAGUCUGGUGAUGCCACUUGUAAUGGGUUGGAAAGUGCUGAGGUUGGCUCGCGUAUCAUGACUCUGAAACGAGCACCGUUGACGGAACGAUGUGAUUUUCCGGCAUGGUUCAAAGGUCCUCGACACUGGCAUGCAUUGAUGGGGAACGCCAAUUACAUUUUCCAUCCGAGCGACGGCUCGUUACACAUCGUGAAACCAAGUGGGUAUAUGGAGGCGCGGGCGCUUUGCGAGCAGAUCAACAAACAAACGGCCACGGAGAUGAUGGCCGUCGUUCAUCACACAACCGGAUGCACAUCUGGCUACAUGUGUGUGAUGUUCUACCGGCGAGAUACUCACGUAGCUGAGCUACAGAUGGGAACGCCUGCAGUUAGACUGGAGGAUGCGUGUACGACCGAGAAUUUUGACGUACAUCGGACUCCGUUUGUUACUCUAUUAGCAAACAACCCGGAGACCCAAAUCUGCCCGAUGGAGGGGUACUAUUCAAUUAAAGGUUUCCUCAUACCUUCCUCGUCUAUUUCAAGGCACAAACGAAACCACAACAACAAAAACCGGAUGCACAGGCACCGGGAGGUGGUUAGCUUCCGCAAUCAGGAGAAUGCGGAUAGCUACUACUACAGCAGUAUGGAGAAGCGAAAAGCUUUCUCGCGAAUGAGGCGAACAGCCGCAGCAGCACAGGUGCUGCAGCAGCCUAGUGAUAAUGUCACGCAAGACUUUUACAGUUUAGAAUCUGCCCGAACUCGUAGAGAAACGAUGGGAUGUAAUAUUAAUCACAAUACCAACAGACGUUUAUACAUAGGAUGUAAUGAAAACACUGUAAUAGAAGUUAAGCCAAAAUGUAAAAACGACGAAGAGGAAACGUAUACCUGUCACGGCCACUGGCAGGAAAAUCAGACGACGUUUAUUAUUGCCAAGCAUCUCAGCUCACAGCAUGGCGUUUGCAUUAGCUACGUGCCAAUCGAGGGAAACCAGGUGCAAGUAUACGUAGGUGAUACAUGUCACCGGCCCGGGAUGCAGCAGACUGAAAUUGGCACAUCGACGGCGUCAGGCGGCGGCGGCGGAUUCAACGGUGGCAAUAGUGGUAGUGUAGUGACAACUACCCAUAAGACUAUGUCAAAUGUUACCGUCAUAGGCAAAUGCGGCGACACUAGCACAUCGAUUACGCUACAUUACCGUUUCAAUGGCUGGAUGAUUCUCACUGUACUAUCGAUACUGUUGUAUAAUUCUAUCGUAAGAUGAUCACAUUGUACAAUUCAAUGAACAACAACAGCACACACCCUUGUCUGAUAUUAGAUGCGCAUAGUUGUCUACUAUGCCCGGGAUAAAAUCUACUAAAAAAACAAAUGCAAACACGGUGAAUCUUAACGACAAAAAGACACACACUCAACGUAUAAAACUGGUAUAAAAACGGUGUACAUCCAUGUACAAAGUGAAAGAGAGACAGAGACGUAGAUCCCAAAUAAAUUUAUAACUUUUUUUUAUUGUUUUUAUCACAUUGUUUUCUUUUUUUACCUUUUUCCAUCUAUAACGAAGAAAUCUCUUCCUUUCUCGAUCGGUUUCACUUAAGUGAUGGUUUAGCGUAAGGAAGCAUAUUAUGUAUACAAAGAAAGAAAGUUAGGACGUUAGCGGGAGAUGAUCGGAACAGUUGUAAAUUAUCAGUAUAACAAUGUAAUAAGGGAAUCUGGCCGCGGGCGCUCGCCUUUUAGCAAACCGCACCCGUUGUUCGCCUAAACCUACUUUUGCGUCACGAGUAUCGUCAGUGCAGAGACAAAAUGUACAUUUUUGAAAUCUCUUUUGCUUAAGCUCUUCGUGUUAAAUUCACCAAAACAUAAACAAUUAACCUCUAUUAAAUGUGAUGAUUGUGAUUGUGCGCCCUACUCAUGUGCUUCGGUUGAACUCUAUUGCCAGAAAACAAACAACACAAAAAACUUCGCCUGUUGUCCGAUAAAUUCACCAAAAAAAAAGUAAAUUUAUCGUUGUUUUGUGUUAUUUUACUUUUACUAAAGUCUAGCUUGUUCAUUACUUCACUCCAAAGCCAUACACUUAAAUACUGCCAGCACGUACUUUUAGUGUGUUUUACAUUCAAAUCACAUUCACAUACACACAUACACAAACAAACACACAUUGAAACGCAACCAAGUAUAGUGGCAGCAAAACAAAAAUUUAACUAAACAAUGCGGAUAAUUAAGUCAACGAAUUACAUUGCGCUUACGGUACUCCGAAAAGAAUUAAAACAAAAAAAAAAAUGGAAUGAAACAGAGGAACUGUAUAAGAAAAUUAUUGAAUUAUCCGUUUUAUCUUGACUUAUGUAUCCAAGGUUUCCUAUAAAUGAGAAAAAAUAAGUGAUGAGGUAUGUGCAGAACUAAACUAAAUAAACUAUGUAAACAAAGAAGACACAAUUCGACUAGAGCGAGAAUGAUUGACUAAAAAGCAGAGAUUAGCGGAGUAUAGGAACGGAACGGAUGGUGAUUAUGUUUCAUUAAAAACGAAUGUGCUGGAAUAAAAACUGAAGUUUUUAAGAUGAAAAACCACUACAAGCAAGUACUCUAGGCUUUUUAAAUUAAAUUAUU
Messenger RNA from Sabethes cyaneus, 4598 nucleotides. RefSeq lists its product as uncharacterized. NCBI's taxonomy places the organism in Eukaryota, Metazoa, Arthropoda, Insecta, Diptera, Culicidae. Bases 886 to 3267 code for a protein of 793 amino acids. The transcript is spliced from 14 exons. The record is from RefSeq and is a predicted model, not a curated record.